AAGGUGGAGCUCAAAGUUGACGUAAACACAACCCUAGUUAGUCAAUGUAAAUCCACAUCUGAAAGAAUGUUACGGUAGCACGGUUACGUGCAUUUUUUUAAAUUCACAAAAUGCGAUGUUAUCUUCAUGCACUUCUACUGUGCAUGGUCUUUGCUGUCUUUUCGGUGCUGUAUGUUUUUAAUCAACUACCGGUAGCCUCGUCUUUUGAGUCGCAAUAUGAAGACGGAUGGACCGACAGAAGAACAAAAAAAUCCAGUGGCAGGCAACCCCAAUUUGGGGCCCAAGGCACUGGGCACAUAGUCAGGAAUGGUGGAGGAGUGCCAAGCCUUUUUGCCCACCAAGAACAUGACAGGACCAGAACUACAAAUGCCUGUCUCAAGCUUCACAUCACUCACCAGGGCUAUGAUGAUCUGGACGAGACUGACAAAUCGAGGCAAAGGGAGAAGCCAGCCUCCGCCAGCGUCCAGGAGGCCACUAGAGAUGAGCGGCUCCAUCUGGCUGUAGUGGCCUGUGGUCCCAGACUAGAGGAGACUCUCACCAUGUUAAAGUCUGCGCUCCUCUUCAGCGCCAAACCGCUACACUUUCACAUUUUCGCAGAGGACCAUCUGCAUGGCAGCUUUGGAGAGUCUCUGGACUUGUGGCCCAGUGUCUUCCAGACCAGGUUUAACUACACCACGUACCCCAUCACCUUCCCCAGUGAGAACGCCAAGGAGUGGAAGAAACUCUUCAAACCCUGUGCUUCUCAAAGGCUCUUCCUUCCGUUGAUCCUAAAAGACGUAGACUCUCUGCUGUACGUGGACACCGAUAUCUUGUUCCUUCAGCCUGUAGAGGAGAUCUGGUCCCUGCUCUCCCUCUUCAACUCCACCCACCUGGCAGCCAUGGCCCCUGAGCAUGAGGAGCCACGCAUUGCCUGGUACAACCGCUUCGCACGUCACCCUUACUAUGGAAAGACCGGGGUCAACUCUGGCGUCAUGCUCAUGAACAUGACCCGGAUAAGAGAGAAAUACUUCAAGAAUGACAUGACGUCAGUCCCCCUCAAAUGGGUGGAGCUGCUGAUGCCACUUCUCCAGAAAUAUAAACUCAACAUCACCUGGGGAGACCAGGACCUGCUCAACAUCAUAUUCCAUCAUAACCCAGAGAGCCUGUAUGUGUUCCCGUGCCAAUGGAACUACCGUCCAGACCACUGUAUCUACGGCAGCAACUGUCUCGAGGCCGAACAAGAGGGCGUCUUCAUUCUCCACGGAAAUCGAGGUGUUUACCAUGACGACAAGCAGCCAGCGUUCCGGGCCGUCUAUGAAGCCAUCCAGAAGUACACAUUUGGGGACAACCUAGUCCAGUCCCUACUCCUCCCCCUGGAGGCAAAGCUUCAGGAGACCAAACACACCUACUGUGGAAGAGCCAGCCACAUGUUUACCAAGAGGUUAAAACGGAGCAUCAGCAUACUUCAACAGGAAACCAUAGAGGGAAGGUGACGCCUACCACUCUCCUAUUACCAUCGAUGGCUGACUGACACUCUGUGGCACACCUCGAAACUAUGCCCCUAGGAGUACAGGGAAGAGCAUGCAUUACUGGCAUGUGUAUAUGAUCCCGGGCGGGAUUUAGCCCACGCUCUUUCCUUUCCGUCCAUGCCCAAAGUUAGAUGAAUCCGUCUUCUGUUUACAAACGGGCAACAGCUACCGGCGCGUCGACACUGCUCCAAAGACAAUUUCGAGGGGAAGAUGAUCAGUGUAACACCGUGUCUGUUUUCCUGUGGAGCCAUUGUUCCUCAAAAAACGUUGUCCUGUGAACGUGAUAAUCAUCAGGUUAGGGAACUGCAGUCAAAACGUGUGGGAAAGCGCUGAAAUUAAAUCUCUUUGACCUCUACAGAAUUGGACAUUUCUAUCAUCUGACUGCAAAAAUGGUACACUUCACAAUUGGGUUGCUGUAUGUUUUUCACCUGUGGUGAGAAUGUCAGUCUGACGAUCACAUUGCAAUCCUCAGAAGUAUUCAAGGAAGAGAACCCAUCACGGUUCUUUAUAUGCCCCGCAUGAGCCAAAAGUAUAUAUUUUAUUUAAAGUAAUAUGUUAAUAUUAUAUCAAUUAGAUUUAAAUGUUAGAAUUAGAUUGAAAUAUACACCUGCAGUGUCAUGAAGAAUGACAACACACCGGUUAAAGUUUGUCAUAACUAUUCCAUGAAUGCAGUUUCGUUGGUACAAAACUUGAUUGUAAAACAAAUGCUAAAGAGAAGUAUUUUGAGGUUAGAAUCUGAGGAUAUCAAUAUUGGUGUUAUACGGUGCAAUUCGGAAAGUAUUCAGACACCUUGACUUUUUUCAAAUUUUGUUACGUUACAGCCUUAUUCUAAAAUGGAUUCAAUUGUUUUUUUCCUCCCUCAUCAAUCUACACACAAUACCCCAUAAUGAGAGAGCAGGUUUUUAAAUUUUGGGGGGGCAAAUUUAUAAAAAAGAAUCUAACUGAAAUCACAUUUACAUAAGUAUUCAAGCCCUUUAUUCAGUAGUUUCUUGAAACACCUUUGGCAGCGAUUACAGCCUUGACUUCUUGGGUAU
This is a messenger RNA of Oncorhynchus tshawytscha (Chinook salmon), 2542 nucleotides long. Its product is annotated as glucoside xylosyltransferase 1. Gene Ontology annotation, molecular function: UDP-xylosyltransferase activity. The record is from RefSeq and is a predicted model, not a curated record. NCBI's taxonomy places the organism in Eukaryota, Metazoa, Chordata, Actinopteri, Salmoniformes, Salmonidae. Bases 111 to 1472 code for a protein of 453 amino acids. The transcript is spliced from 8 exons. Gene Ontology annotation, biological process: protein O-linked glycosylation via N-acetylgalactosamine.